Molecule: messenger RNA, 4055 nt
Organism: Odontomachus brunneus
Lineage: Eukaryota; Metazoa; Arthropoda; Insecta; Hymenoptera; Formicidae
Gene: Dna2
Product: DNA replication ATP-dependent helicase/nuclease DNA2
Exons: 2
Coding region: 145-3846 (1233 amino acids)
Biological process (GO): replication fork reversal
Cellular component (GO): cytoplasm
Molecular function (GO): single-stranded DNA helicase activity; 5'-flap endonuclease activity
Source: RefSeq, a predicted model, not a curated record
GUUACUUGUGAAACAUGUUUUUAAAAUGGCGACAGUUGUAGCGAAUGUUUGCGCGGGAAUGACAAUCUUGUGUUAUAAAUGUGUCUUUGAUAUAAACUUACCAAAUAAUAAUAUAUAACCAUUUACAAAUUGUUGCAUGGAAACAUGAAGAAAGUUCAAUUAUCACGUAAGAAACUUUCCAUUAAUAAUGUCAAACAAUCUCAGGUAAAAAUAACAUCAUUCUUUACAAAAACUCCAAAACCUGACAAUGUGGAUAAGAUUGCAUCGGACAUAAAAUUUUUGUCCCAAGUUUCUAGCAUUGAUAAGAAAAGAAAAGACAGAGAUGAUACCUCAGAAAAAGAAUUAUAUACAAACAUUAAGAAGAAAUGUACAACUGAUGAUAUUUGCAUCGUAGAGCCAGUUAGUAUCAAAUCAUGUAAGGAUUCAUUGUUAUCAUUUGCAACCAAAGAUUUAGAGGACACAUGUAAUAAUUCCAAAGAAAAUAAAUCAAUAUGUCAGGAUGUGUCAUCCCAAAAACUUAACAAAAAGGAAGAUAACAGUAAGUUGUUAACAAAAGCAGAGCAUGAUAAAAUUGUUAUACAAAAUUCCACUAGCUGUAAUGUUUCAGAAUACAAUAAUAUUCAUGUUCUUAAAGAAUCACAAAAUCCAAAUACUGUUGCUCAAAUGUUGUCCUUAUCUCCUGUAAAAACACACAGUCGCAACAAAACAGAAUUGCAUGAUUCAAAGAAAAUAGGAUCUCCAGAAAAUUUUCCCGCAAUUGAAGGAAACGACUUCGACGAUUUUUUCGAUCAGGAGUGGCAUACGAACACACAGAUCAAUUUCACUACUCUGGAGAGGUGUAAGAUAAUCGAUAUAAGGCAGGAGCCGAGAAUUACUAUUUUAACAGUGCAACACGUCGAAUCGGAAGCUGUCGAUGUUGUUGCUUGUUCAGGAUUCUGGAAGGAUGUGCAAGUGAAAAUCGAUGACAUCGUAACAAUACAAGCCAAGAAAGAAUCGCAAGAGUGGGUUGUUGACAACAAUAACGGUUUCCUUGUUAUACAACCUGACAGAUUAAUAUCGGGCACUACAAUAACGAGCGGAUUGUUCUGCAGCAGACGAGCGGUGUUAACGGAAAAGUUCAGGAAGAUAGAAUCGCUGCCGUGUCUGGACGCCGAUUACUCCGUGAUGACUGUAGGAUCGUUAGUUCAUCAGUGGCUGCAGAAAGCAUUGCGAGAGAACGUGCACACAUUGUCUAAUGUGAUCAAGUUGUUGGAUAACAUGCUGCAGUCGAGAUAUACGAUAGACUAUCUUUACGCUUCAGAAAUGUCGCUGGACGACUGUCGGAAACGCAUGAUGCAGUAUGCGCCAAGAAUAUUCGAAUUCAUCCAGCACUAUAUCAAGGGCAACAAGCAGCAGCACAUAAACGGUCUGAAAGAUAACUUUCAAGGCAGUAUAUGUGAUAUACAGGACAUCGAGGAGAAUAUAUACAUCCCGAAGUUAGGUGUGAAGGGAAGGAUAGACGUGACAGCGGAGGUGAGCAUCAACUCGAAACGCAAGAUAAUGCCGCUGGAGGUGAAAACUGGAAGAGCCUCGUACUCGUUGGAGCACAAGGCGCAAGUUAUUCUUUAUCUCAUGAUGAUGGGCUUAAGGGAUGAGGAGAUUGACACUGGCCUGCUGUUGUAUCUCAAGGAGAAUUCUAUGCAGGAAAUCAAGAGUAGCCAUCACGAGAGGAGAGACUUGCUAAUAGUGCGGAACACAUUAGCGCAUUAUUUCGCCAAGCAAUCGGAGAAGCCUCAGAGCACAGACACCACGGAGUCAGACGCUUUGAGGACGAUGGAGCUGCCGGAGCCGAUAAAUCAUCCCACCGCGUGCUUGCGAUGUCCUUACAAGACUAUAUGUUGCACUUAUCUCGCAAAGGAUCCCAACGUGAACUUGGCGCCGUCGCAUCCGCUGACGACACUCGUUAAACAGCUAUUGGAUGAUUUUGAAUCUAGUCAUUUGGAUUACGUUAUAAGAUGGGUUGCUUUGCUACAGCUGAUGGAAAAUUCUAAUAGCGAAAACGACAGUUUAAACAAUUUAUGGACGAUGAGUCCCGAGAAAAGAGAGGCGAAGGGCAUUUGCAUCAGCAAUCUAAAAGUCGUUGGGAAAGUGGUGGAACAGGAUGACAGAUAUCAGCACGUGUUUACGCGUGUUGAUAUAAAGGGUGAAGCUGUCGAGAACGACGCGUUUAGUGGCGCGUUCGCCGAGAACGAUUACAUCGUCGUCAGUACAGAUACACGAAUCAACAUCACCACCGGGAACAUAUUGCGGAUUUCAAAUGACACCAUCUCAGUCUUAUUGGAAAAGGACGUCGUGCGCGGAGAGGACACAGAUCGCGCGAUCUUCCACAUCGACAAGUAUUUCUACACGAGCUCUGUGUUCACGUUUGAUUACGCGAAUGUGGUCGGUCUGCUGAGCACCGACGAGGUCAACGCGAGGCUGCGACGCAUUGUCGUGGAUAGAACGCCGGCGACAUUCGCGAAGAGCCUGCCGCGCUCGACCAUAUCGGCCGGUAUCGAGAUAAUGUGCGACCUCAAUGAGGAUCAGCAAAAGGCUGUGUUGCGAGUCGUGGCGGCUAACGAGUAUGCCCUGGUGAAAGGUAUGCCAGGUACGGGAAAGACACAGACUGUAGUGGUGCUGAUAGAAUUGCUGCUGAAGCUGGGCCUCACGGUGCUGAUUACCGCGCACACGCACAGCGCGGUUGACAAUGUUCUGCUGAAGCUGCUAGACCGGGACAUCGAUUUCCUUCGUCUGGGAACGACCAAACAGGUACAUCCGCUGCUGACAUGCAAGACGGAGGAGUACGCGACGAGGUGUUGUGAUACACCGGAGAGUCUAGAGGCGCUUUACAACGGUAAACGCGUAGUAGGCGUGACGUGUUACGGCGCCUAUCACCCGCUCCUGCGAAGACGUUCGUUCGACAUAUGCGUGGUGGACGAGAGUACACAAGUAAUGCAAUCCACGGUACUGCGACCGCUGUACAGCGCACGCCGCUUCGUCCUCGUAGGUGAUCCCGAUCAGCUGCCGCCUGUCGUCAAAAGCCGUACGGCUGUUAAGCUCGGUGCGGACGAGUCGUUAUUCGUGCGGCUAGACAGCGAGGACAACACCGUAAACCUGACGAAACAGUAUAGAAUGAACAGGCGGAUCAUGAAGCUGGCCAACGACACCGCGUACCACGGUAAGCUGAUACCAGGCAAUAAGCAGGUGGAAAACGCGACUCUUAUCGGCGUACACGUGGAGAUACUCUCGUCCUACGAGAGUUGGAUAAAAAGAGCACUUUCUAGGCAGCUGGACGACUCAGUAAUAGUGCUCGACACUGGUAGCACUCGUAACUUGAGCGUAAACGAGUUGUGCGGUAACAGCGUUACGUCAGAUCAAAUUUAUUCCAACGUUUGGGAAGCCGCGAUAGUCGCUCGCCUGGUGCAAGUGCUGAUGGAAGCAGGUGUGCACGCUAGAAACAUAGGAAUUAUCGCACCAUACAAUGCUCAUGUGACUCUGUUGAAGAAGAUUGUGGAUGACAAAAACGUAGAAGUAAAUACCGUAGAUCAAUAUCAAGGACGCGACAAAGACGUCAUAUUGUACACGUGCGCGAGAAGUGUGGAACGCGAAGAAAAGAAACAACUCGAGAUAUUGGAUGAUCAACGACGCUUGACAGUCGCUAUUACUCGUGCGAAGCACAAGCUGAUCAUAAUAGCCGAUAAAGUCACUAUCAUGAGAUACACGCCGUUUAAAAAUCUGUUCGAAGUCAUCGACGAAGAAAAUGUAAUACAUCUGUACGAUAGUGAAGAGGAGUUUAAUUGGAAGAGUCUUGUUCGCUCAAUACUGUAGAGUUGACAUCGAUUAUGAUUAAUGAUCAAGAGACUAGACAGCUGUAAAAAUAAAAAUAAAGAUUUAUAGACAAUGAACAAUUGAAUCGUAUCAGUAUUUUUAUAAAAUACGAUCGUAUAAUCACAUAUUUUUUGUACAGUAAACAAUGUUUGAUAAAUGUAUAGUAACAUGAUGUGUGGGAAUACAAUAAAUAUAUAUUUUGUGAGAAA